Camelus dromedarius (Arabian camel) is the source of this 818-nucleotide messenger RNA. RefSeq names its product heat shock protein nuclear import factor hikeshi (gene HIKESHI). Gene Ontology annotation, biological process: protein import into nucleus. The record is from RefSeq and is a predicted model, not a curated record. Lineage: Eukaryota; Metazoa; Chordata; Mammalia; Artiodactyla; Camelidae. Bases 200 to 793 code for a protein of 197 amino acids. Gene Ontology annotation, cellular component: nucleus; cytosol. Gene Ontology annotation, molecular function: nuclear import signal receptor activity; Hsp70 protein binding. The transcript is spliced from 5 exons.
GGCGUGCUGGUUAGGAAGGGGAGGUCAGAGGUCGCCGGGGCAGAAGGCGUUCCUGCCGCUGGCCUUGUCGCUAUGUAGGGGAGGGGUAGGCACCCUCCUCCAGGUUCUGGAAGGUUCUUGGGCUCGACUAGGGCGGUAGCCCCAGGACUUCUAGUCCCCGGCUUCGGGUUUCUGCCGGCGGAGCGGAGCUGCCGCCGCCAUGUUUGGCUGCUUGGUGGCGGGGAGGCUGGUGCAGACAGCUGCACAACAAGUGGCAGAGGAUAAAUUUGUUUUUGACUUGCCUGAUUAUGAAAGUAUCAACCAUGUUGUGGUUUUUAUGCUGGGAACAAUCCCAUUUCCUGAGGGAAUGGGAGGAUCUGUCUACUUUUCCUAUCCUGAUUCAAAUGGAAUUCCAGUAUGGCAACUCUUAGGAUUUGUCACGAAUGGGAAACCAAGUGCCAUCUUCAAAAUUUCAGGUCUUAAAUCUGGAGAAGGAAGCCAACACCCUUUUGGAGCCAUGAAUAUUGUCCGAACCCCAUCUGUUGCUCAGAUUGGAAUUUCAGUGGAAUUACUGGACAGUCUGGCUCAGCAGACUCCUGUAGGUAAUGCUGCUGUAUCCUCAGUUGACUCAUUCACUCAGUUCACACAAAAGAUGUUGGACAACUUCUACAAUUUUGCUUCAUCAUUUGCUGUCUCUCAGGCCCAGAUGACACCAAGUCCAUCUGAAAUGUUCAUUCCGGCAAAUGUGGUUCUGAAAUGGUAUGAAAACUUUCAAAGACGGCUAGCACAGAACCCUCUUUUUUGGAAAACAUAAUUUGAAUAAAAUAAUUUUUAAUGGA